Molecule: messenger RNA, 1794 nt
Organism: Lasiodiplodia theobromae
Lineage: Eukaryota; Fungi; Ascomycota; Dothideomycetes; Botryosphaeriales; Botryosphaeriaceae
Exons: 5
Coding region: 1-1794 (597 amino acids)
Source: RefSeq, a predicted model, not a curated record
AUGGCCCAACCGAUUUCUAUUGGCGACGCCUACCUCCUAGCCAAGCUUUCAUGGCGGAUUGGCCGGGCACUGAGUUCUGGCCGCAAGGCUGCUGCGACUGAAAUAGGCGAAGUGCAGAACCAGCUUUUUGCGCUCGGAAAAGCGUUGGAUGUUUCUAGCGACGUCUAUUCGCGGAACAAGAUACUCGGCGAAAACCAGUCUUUCCAAACGAUGCUAUCAAACUGCCGUGAAACGCUUCGGCAUCUUGAAAAGUUGAUGGAAAAGUACAAAGACGUCGACAACCCCACACAACCAGAAGACGAUCUCCCGCUGAGAUUGAAAGAGACUGUGAUCCGCAAUUGGACCAAGAUAAAGUGGACAACGAAGGGCGGCGACGUAUCAGAUCUGCGUGACGCCUUGGGUGCUCAUAUCAACGCCAUCAACCUCACUCUGUCGGCCCUUAACCUUGAAAGAGGUCGGGAGAUAGAGCUUCGAACAGGCCGCAUCCUUCAAAUGGCCGAGGAGAUGUAUCUCUCAUGGAAGCACCAGAAGCCGGCUCCGGCCACCGCAUCAAAACAUACGACGGGGCCGCCGUCUGGAACACUUGCGCGGGCAACCAUCUACAUCCAAACGGAACCAUCUAAAGAACCUCAAAUGAUCUGUCCUCGGGCGUUGAUACGACUCAAGUGCGUUCAGGAAUCCCCGCUCGAAGGCGCCGGACUUUUCGAAUGCGCAUGCAAGGAGGAUCGGCAGCCCCACGCCGAAGACCUCUCCCUCACAAUCCGAGACUCAAGCUUCUUGAUUCGAACACCCGGUCAGAGGCCGUCCUGGGAGAUUCAACUCUAUUCUGAAGUUCUUGGUAGAACAGUGCAAGCUAUCAUUUCAAACCUGGCGGCCUCAAAAACCGGGGAAUUCGAGGAAUUCAUCCAUGCUCUUGCUUUUAGACAAGGCGAGAACAUGAUCAACCAGGGCAUAAGCUCUCCCUUGGCUUUCAUUGGACUAGAAAGAUCUUUAGAAGGAGACGAGCAAUAUCUUUCAGUGUUGAAGAUGCAAGCCAAGAUGAGUGGGUUCGAAAACAGCAUUGCUGAAGUUACAUUCGACACCAGCGGAACCAUGCCUCCACUCACCCUGAGAAACAUCCAGUCUAUGCAUCUCCUUCAUUAUUUCUCUUUCUGUCUGCGUAGCUCUGGCCAAGGAGGCAAAGACAAGCAGUACGCCGAGCUGUCUUUCGAAGUGCCGGAUGCCGCACAUACUCACGCGGCCUCCCGUUACACUGUCCAGGUCCACUACUUCACGGAAGUUGAUGUCAACACCGUGCACAGGAACGUAUUCAUCGACGAUGUUCUGUGCGCGGAGGACGGCGAUACCUCCUCACAGCUCAAAGCAGACGUACAAAUUCAUUUCGAUUCUACUGAAGCCGCCGAAAACUUUGCAAGUUGUCUCCGUCUGAUUCAGGCCGAGCUCUUCCUUUCGUACUUGCGCUCUGAACGAGUGGGCGAAUCACUGCUCUUCACGAAACCCUUGGGAAACUGCAAGAUUCAUGAAUAUCUUCUUCUCGAUACAACAGCAACUGGCAUCCGAGACGAUGUCACGGGAGAGGAGCGCGUCAUCGUUGCAAACAACUCGAAAGCACUUUCCGUUUGCAUUCCCUCACCUUCACUUUCUGCUGCCGCCGGCCCAGAGCUGUCUCCCGAGAGUCAGCUGAUCGUAGUCCAGAUCAGUGCGGAUAGAACGUCAAUCAUUCCACUGAAUGCAGAUACAACCUUCAUGCAGGUAGGAUCAAGCGGUGGUUUAGGUGCUGGGGAGCUCGAAUGA